Molecule: messenger RNA, 11418 nt
Organism: Panthera uncia (snow leopard)
Lineage: Eukaryota; Metazoa; Chordata; Mammalia; Carnivora; Felidae
Gene: ZBED3
Product: zinc finger BED-type containing 3
Exons: 3
Coding region: 6692-7393 (233 amino acids)
Biological process (GO): regulation of transcription by RNA polymerase II
Molecular function (GO): transcription cis-regulatory region binding
Source: RefSeq, a predicted model, not a curated record
CCCCCAGAAGCGUGAAUUGAACGCUGUGUCUUUAAGGGAGACGCGCGCAGUGGUUUCCGCACAGGACAAAAUGUCUGCGAGGAUCCUGGAGGCGACCGGGCGAUCCCAGACUUCCAGCCCGCCUUCCGCUCCCGCCACGCUUCGGGGGUGAUGGGGUGAGUGUGCGCCACCACGCAUGCUGUGGCGCUCCCGGAGGCUGGGUCAGGGCGCCGCAGGCCAGGGGUGGGGGGAGGGGACCAGCCACAAGCCUCAGGGCCGCAGGUGAGCCUUCGACCCGCAAACGCCAGUGUCUGCUAUUAUCACAGACUGGCUGGUGCAGAGGCCGCCGGACGUGCCCUUCCUUCGCUGUGGUCAGGUUGUCCCCGGUGUAAAAGAUGCGUGUGGCCCCAAAGUCUGAAUAAAGGCACCGAUCAGCUUCUUUUAGCACCUCAUUUUUGCUCCUCCACAGUAUCCCUUCAAAAAAGUUAUUUGGGAAUAUCGAAAAUCAUCUGCUCUCCUUUUUAGUAAAAUUGCCUUUUUUGCAGUCACACUUUUAACAGUGCAAGUGGUUGGGUGCCCUGUAGUGUGCUCUUUCUCUGAGAUUAUCUUAAGGUCUCAAAUUUUGGAGAAGAGAAAACGGAAUGCGAGCCAAAUGCUCAAACAAUCCCUGCCCCCACUUCCAUGAUACUCAAACAAAAGAAUUUUCUGAUCCUCUCUGAGUACACAGGAGCAGUUUGCUGUAACUACUGACAGUAGCCAAAUGCCCCAAGCUUACCAAGCAAAAUUAUUUUUCCUUCCAUGAAAGAAAAAAAUAACCACCAUCCGAACUUCUAAUUAGCCCAGACUACAUGGAUAGGGUGUUUAAGAGAAACUGUUGUAGAGCGAGCUUAAUAAAUUAACAUAAUUAGGGUAAUUAUUUUAUGCACUUCGCAUUAAUCUAUUAUUUGUACACCCUUUUUGGCCAAAAAUAGCUUGAGGCAAAGGACAAUAAAAAGUAUACAACAAUGUGUAAAAUGGCCAAGAGCCAAAACAAGGAAAUUCUCAAUUAAAAAUUCUUUGUUACAAAGGCCUUCAAAGUAGGACAGCUUUAAAUUCUUCUAAUUCAUAUCAAAAUAUGCAUUUUACAAGACAAAAUGGAUCAACACUCUUCUUUUCAGGAACAUAUGUAUUAAAGUAAUGUAGGCCUGAACUAAAGGUCCACUUCAGGGUAGAAAAUUUUCAUUUAAAAAAAUGCAUGAAUAGAGAAUACAUCAGAGCCUUUUAGCUAAUGGUAGAGGUAUCUAAGAGUUUGGCUUAAGACAUGUAGAGAACAUCUCUGACUCUCCAUAUAAUUAGUUGUGGGUCCAGUAAAUUUUUUUAAAGUCCAUGUGUAACCUUUAUCUAAUAUUUUCACACUUAUCCCUUUCUUGCCUGAGCCAAGUAUCUACACUUUACUUGGUUUUUAACUUCAUCAAAGUCUUCAGCCUGGUGAUUCCAGACUAGUUUUUCUAAUUGUCUCGAUUUGUUUAUAAACAGAUUAAUUCAUUAAUUAAUAUUAGUAAACUAAUAUUUCUACAGAGAUGGACAAGUAACAGAUGAAUGAAUUGUGUUUUCCUUGAUAUUUGGGUCAAUUGUCAAGGCUAAUUAUUUGUUUUAAUUAUUAUGUUCUGCUUUGAUUAAAGUUACUGGUGGAUGAAGUAAAUGAAAAUGUUUUUAUUGUUUCCACACAAAUCUAUGUGGAUUUUGCAUUAGUGUGAAUUUCUUACUAAAAUCCAGGCUCAACCUACACAUACUUGUUUGUAAUCCUGCCAGAUUAAUCCAUCUGAAGUGAUUGGCCUUGGGUGUGGAAGGACAAAUACAGCUAUAAUUCAUUUGUUAUUCCCUUUUGAGAACAUUGCCUGGUUCUUUGGCCUUUAGCUUGCCUAAUAUGUUGUCUAUGUUCAGGUUUAAGUGUAAAAUAAAAAAAAUUAGUUUGUUUUAUAGGAUGAUUUUUUAAUGUUCCAGUCAUGUUUUUUAUGUACAUACACACAUAUUUACACAAAUUACUCAUCCAGGUUUUGAUCUCCCUUAUUCUCUAUACUGGUAUUCAGGGGGGUCAUACUGAAGAAUCUCCAUUUUAAUCUGAUAGGUUUUGAGAAGACUGGAACUUCAGAGAACUGCAAAUAAAACUUUAAAUGCAGUUUGAAGUAAUUCAUGUGAAUUUAUUAUCUUCCACAGACUUUAACUUCUUACCAUCCCUUCCAAAUAGUGGAUACUCAAAUGAAACUCCCUUUGGGAGAGAGCAGAGGGUGGUACACUACUACUCUCUCCUCUUCCAUGAAAUAACAAAAAUCUGCUUUUCUUUCAGCUUUUUUCCCUCUGAAACCGGACUAAAAAACUUCUACUGUUCAUUUCAUGCUAGCCACUUUUUUUUUUUUUUUUAAGUUUACUUAUUUAUUUAGAGAGAGAAUGUGCACAUGAGCUGGGAAGGAGCAAAUAGAGAGGGAGAGAGAAUCCCAAGCAGGCACCAUGCUGUCAGCACAGAGCCCAACGUGGGGGUCGAACCCACAAACCAAGAGAUCAUGACCUGAGCCAAAACCAAGAGUCAGAGGCUGAACCAACUGAGCCACCGAGGUGCCCCUAGCUACUUUCAUUUAGCAUCAAGAAAUUUUAUUUUAGGAGCACCUGUCUGGCUCAAUUGGUAGAGCACCCGACUCUUGAUCUCAGGGUCUUGAGUUCAAGCACCAUGUUGGGCAUGGAGCCUAGUUAAAAAAAAAAAAAAAAAAAGAAGAAGAAAUUUUAUUUUAAAAUAUCAGCUGGAGGGCACCUGGGUGGCUCAGUCAGUUAAGUGUCUGACUCUUGAUUUUGGCCCAGAUUAUGAUCUCAGGGUUUGUGAGAUCGAGCCCCAUGUCAGGCUCUGUGCUGACAGCAUGGAGCCUGCUUGGGAUUCUGUCUCCCUCUCUCUGCCCCUCUCCCACUCAUGCUCUUGCUUUCUCUCAAAAUAAAUAAAUAAACUUAAAAAAAUAAAAUAUGAGCUUGGAGGUCUAGUUAUAAAACUAAAGAACUUGGUGAGAGUUAGCACUAGUGGCAAUGUGUUUUUGGGCCCUGAAGGAGGUGGAAAGGGAAGAGAUGCUGAAGCAGGAAUCUCUGCAUGAACAGUUGUAUAGGGCCCCCAAGGCCUACCCUUUCCCCAGCAUGGACACCGUGUGAUGGAAUUCACCCUCAUGAGUGAACACUGCUCUGACCUUUACCACCUCUAUCAGAAUUAUUGCUGGAAGCAUUUCUCCUCACCAGACGGUAAGCUUCUGGAGGGGAUGGAUUAUGUGGGUCUUCCCUUGGCAUCCUGGGUAGUAAGCCCUUGCCUGACCCUGAGCAGGUGCACAAUGAGCAAUUUGAAUGAGAAUGGAUGGAGUGAAUGGAUGUAAGGAAAAUAAUCACAUUCAUUGGCACCUUUCUUAUAAUUUAAAAACUGUUUAAGCAGAAGAGCACCUAGGUGGUUCAGUCUGUGGAGUGUCCUACUUUGGCUCAAGUCAUGAUCUCCUGGUUCAUGGGUUCGGGGCCCAUGUUGGGCUUUGUGCCAACAACGAGGAGCCUGCUUUGGAUUCUGUCACCCUCUCUCUCUGUGCCUCCCUCACUCAAAGGUGUAUAUUCUCUGUCUCUCAAAAAUAAACAUAAAAACAAAACAAAAAAACCACCUCUGUCUUAAAAAAAAAAAACUAAGGAAAAAUUUAGGGAGUUCUUAUUUUUCAUUUUCUUCAUAUUAGCUAACCGUAAGUUAAUAGGUGUGUGUUUUUGUUGGGUACUUGGUAAGGAAGAAAUGCAUAUCAAAGGGCUCCAGGAAACCAGACCUCCCCAUCAAUUUUUUUUUCCUCCAUCAUUUUCUACCUGAGAGGUGAGCAACCUAAUUUGCAUGCAGGUCAAUUUAGGAAAUGAAAAUAAAUUGGGUUGGGGAGGGAAGGUGGAUCUGUGAUUCUUUGUUUUUUAUAUUCAAAAACCCUCAAGGGAAUUCUUCCAACUUAAACUACCUAUUGUAGUGAAUAAUAGAAUGUCAAAGAGAGACAUAACACUGCCUUUAGCUACUAAGAUCUUAAUGUGGGCAUGUAUGAACAGUAAAUGCUGGUAGCUUCUUUUUGCUCAUGCCUUGAAUUUAUAUGAUAUAGCACUGGAGAGUCCAAUAGUGAGAUCAUCUGCAUUAUUUGAUUUCAGCCACCAGUUUAGAGGCAGAUAAUCUUAUCAUUUCCCUUGACAGAUGGGGAGAUUGGGACUUGGUGAGCUGGGCCUAAGAAAAGUAGAGUCAGGUCAUUACAUUGAAUGCAGUGUCCCUUGAGUGCCUGCCUGUGCUAGGGAGAUGAGUGAGGUGUGGAUCGAGACUCUCCUUCUGCUCAGGCAGGACACAGCAAACCACCUGAUAUCGAGCAACCCUCCACACUGGGUUCCUUCCACGGCCAGAUGGAAGCACCCUAUGCCCCAUCGGACUGAUCCUCCAGUCUCCAUAGUUAAGGUUGCUUAGCCCAGCCUGAGCUCACAUACCCAAGGAUUGUUUCAUUAAAUUAUUUUGUAUUUAUGCUGUCACGAGCACUCUGUGAAGGCAUGUACACAAGUUCUGUCUUUCCACAAUGUCAGCUUUAUUUAAUCAUAAAGCAAGGUUAACAUAAUUGUAAAGCAGAUUCAGAAUUCCAAACUCAAAGACCUUUCACUACGCGUUUAACUUGGCGUCGUACGUGACACGCAAAACAAGAAAGAUACAGUAAGGGUAAGUUAAUGAAUGAAAUGCGAAGUCAGUCCAUGAGCACACAGCUGGGAUGAGGCCUUGACCAGUAUGGGUCCACUCAGCGCUUCCUGCUUACUGUGUUCAAGCGGUGGAGGAUCUCCAUCACUUUCAGAGAUCAAACGAGCAGAGCCUUCAGUGGCAGUUGCCUGAUGCCAGUGGGACAUGGAAGGGUCAGCAUCUGGAGAAUCUGGCAGUUUGCCUCAACAAUCUUCCCUUUUUAAACGAGUUUCAUCAGUCUAGCCCUUUCAGACUUCUUCUGGGUCUAAAGAUUAUCGGUUCUCGGUUCUUCCAGGCUCCCUUGGUUUUGCUGGUUAUCAGUUCUGGGUGCCCCCAGGCAGUUAACAGUUCUAGCAGUAUCUGUUCUCAGCUCAUCACCCUUGUCUGCUUUCUUGAUUCAUUACAUCCUUGCCUGACAUGAGUGACUCCAUCUUGCUCUCUACGUAUGUACAGACCCUGCCAUAUAUGUAGUCUACCUAAAUGUGUCCACAGAUGUGCAUGCUUUCUUAGUACCUUUUUCCUCUUUUGUGUUGGAUGCUUCCCUUUCUCCUUUCACACUAGCUGCCACACCCUCAACCGUCCCUCAACCAACCGUGUAUCUCCUUAUUUUUAUUCAGAUAUAUAUAAAAUCUUAAUAUAUCCUACACAGAUCUAUAUAUUAUUUAAUAAUAAUGACAUAUUAUACAUACUUCAUCUGACUUUUCUCCCUGUAGAAUUCCUCCAGAAAUCCCUCUAGGUCAUCUAGCAGAGUUCCAAUCCAUGCUUUGAAUGGCUGCACAAAAUUCCCUGGUGUGAACACAUUAUUUACCCAGCUAUUCUCUGACAGGUGUUCCCAUGUUUCCAGUUUUUUGACAUCCCAGAUAAUACUGUAUUAAAUAUCCUAAUACAUUACUUUACGUAUUAGUACUUUUAGUUCUACAGAAUAGAUUCCCAGGAGUGGAUCCCUGAUUGUAUUUAUUUUUAAUUAAUAGAAAUUGCCAGAUUGCUUUCCUAAAAGCCUUCACAUCUCCACUAGUAAUGUAUGAACGUAUCCUUUUCUUUGCCUCCCUUCUAGCUUUGGCUGACAGACCUCUUCAUUUUUGUUAGUGCGACGGAUCUGAAACCUUAUUGUUACUUUAAUAGCACUUCCCUGAAUAGAAGUGAUGUGUAUCUUUUCACAUAUUUCUUGGCCAUCUAAUUUUGUUCUUAGGUCAUUUGCCUAUUCAUAUUUCUUGCCCAUUUUUUAUUGGGUUAUUUGUCUUUUUCUUGACGGUUUGUUAGAGCUCUUUGUGUAUUAGGGUUGUGACUGAAGAUGCUAACUAAGGGUUCUCUUCCAAGCCAAGAUGGUUGGCUAGGCGGCUUCCCUCCCUCUGCACUGUAGGAAAAGUUGAAACAAGCUGAGGGGUUGUUUAGCAGAACUAGGAAGGCUGUUAUGACUUGUGGCCACAGACUGCUGGUCACCGUUUAGAUACUUAGUCUGAACACAAGACUGUAUUGAACCAGAGUGUAGCUGUAUGCGGAGGACUGAGAAGGUGAGGCAGUUCAGUACUGUGCUGCCUUCCACCGGUUAAGACCUCCGAGAGCAAAGGCCUGCCAAGGCAGAGGAUGUCCCUCUGCUGCCCUUGGAGGGGCAGCGCUGUGCUGGCCGACAUUUGUAGUGCUGCUUAUCCAUGGCUCAGAUGAGGCAGUCCACUAAGUCUAAGUCCACUAAGUCUUAAUUCUGAUUAAGACAUCAGAAUCAGUGCUUCUCACUCUUGUUUCCACCUUCACUCUUAUAACAGAUGGCAUUCAUGUAUGUGGCACUCCUCUGGGCAUCCCAGAUUUUGAAGAAACCCAGAGACAUCUUGCAGGGAGCACUGCUGAUGGUUCUUCAGAACUCAGGAUUCCUGCUCAGUGUGUCCACCUGAGAACUUACAUUGGCUGGAAACCAUGAGGCAAUGACAGGGACCCCCCAAGGCUGAGAGGACAUGGCCAAAUACCUAAUUUAAAGACGCCGCCGCGGAGAGAAUGAGGAGUGACGAGCCGACGACGCCCAUGGAAGACAGCGGCGCGCCGGACGACGCUACGGCGCAGGGCGGCCCGUGUCCCGGCCUGGCCCCGGCCCCUCCCGGCCGCCUGGGGGCGCCCUACUGCGAGGCCUGGGGCUACUUUCACCUGGCCCCCGCGCGCCCGGGCCACGCGGCGGGCCAGUGGGCCACCUGCCGGCUGUGCGGGGAGCAGGUGAGCCGCGGCCCGGGCUUCCACUCGGGCACCCCGGCGCUGUGGAGGCACCUCAAGAGCGCGCAUCGACGGGAGCUGGAGAAGAGCUCCGCCCGCAGCUCGCCGGCCGCCGCCCCGGGCCCGCUGCCGCCGCCGCCGCCUCCUCGCGGGCCCUCGGCCGAGGGCGACUGGGCGCGCCUGCUGGAGCAGAUGGGCGCGCUGGCCGUGCGCUGCAGCCUGCGCGAGCGCGAGCUGGCGCGGCGCGAGGCGGCGGUGGAGCAGGGCGAGCGCGCCCUGGAGCUGAGGCGCAGGGCCCUGCAGGAGGAGGAGCGCGCGGCGGCCCAGACGCGGCGGGAGCUGCAGGCCGAGAGGGAGGCGCUGCAGGGGCGGCUGCGGGAAGUGAGCCGCCGCGAAGGCGCCCUGGCCUUGGCCUCUACUCCGCUGCAGACUCCGCUCAAAGAAGAGCCCUUGGGGGAGAGGGACGGCUACAUAAUUACCAAGGUCCUGUAGGUCUGGGCCGCUUUCCACUCCCAACCCCUCCGGUGCCAGCGCUACUCCAAGAGUGGUCCACGGAUCAGCCUCACCUGGGAGCUGAAUCUCAGGCCCACCAAGAUCUGCAAAUGUGGACCCUUGAGAAGCACUUAGGAAACCAGAGCAGAACCAAAAAUCACUUAAUGCUCUGUGCCCCGCCACGCCUCGGGAUGCCUGGGAGCACCAGCUCCAGGGGCCUCCUUUGCUGUUGGGCUUCGGUGCAAGGAGGUGGUUUUCCUCCAACUCCUCUUGGAAGGACAGCUCCGUCCUAUAUUACCCGGAGUCCUGUAACUUCCAUACGUACCAAAGACUGCCACACCACGUGGCUGGACACCCGCCAGGGCAACCCAGGGUGGAGGGAGCACGGAAAUGAGGAUCGAGCGUUUUAUCCAAGGAGAGUUUUAUUCGUUUCCUCAUGAAUAAAUCUUUGGCAAGUUGGCUUUGCCAGGCACGAGGUUCUGAAAAGGGGGCCAUUUAGCCUCCACAACUGUUCUUUACCCUGUCAUCCUAGUGCCUCAUCAGAGCAAUCUGGGAGAACCCCUGUUUGCUCCCCAGCUUGAAGAGAGCGCACCCCAGCUGUUCCCUUUCCGUUUAAGACCCAGUGGCAGCUGUGGUGCGUUUGUGUCUUACGCUUCCUUACUAGCAAAACAUGAGCUCCUCCCUCCUUAGGAAGGGAGCUUGGUUCCCCACAAAACAGUCCUCACUUCUGGGCCACAAGAGAAGACAUCUCUCCCAUCUGAGGUCACCUUUACUUCUUCCCGUUUGCAUCCAUUCCUCUUCCACCUUUACUGGACCUUUGCUCCAUUACCGUUUCUUCUUUCCUCUGACUCAUUCCCUCCCUUCCCCAGACUACUCUGGUUCCUCAGCAACAAGUCUCCCCUUGUACUAAAAAGAAAGAUUUGCCCAGCUUGACUGUCCCCAGCUUAACACUACCCAAGAGGGGUCCAGUUAUCCUUGCUGCCUGUAUUUCCUCCCCAUACUUAAGUCCUUUCCUGGAGGUCAGCUUCCCAUUCUACACUGGACCCGUAAGCUGAAUAUAAUUUGUUUUCAGCCUUCAUCUUGCUAGUAAAAUGAACACCCACAUAUACUCCACCUAGACUGAACACUUGUUAACAUAUUGCCUUAUUUUCUCUGCCCUCUAUCCCAAACAUACAUGGCAUUUCAUCCUGAAGUAUUUCAGUCUAUAUAUCCUUAUAGCUUCUAAUACAGAGUCCUUAAUCAAAAUUCCCCCUUGUCUCAAAAAUGUCUUUUUAUCUUUCUUACAAAACAGGGUCCAAUCAAGGUUCAUACAUUACUUUUUGAUAACUUUAGUCUCUUUUAGUCUAGAAUAGCUCCCUUAUUACUUUUUUUUCCAUGACACUUUUUUUUUUUUUAACAUUUAUUUUUGAGACAGAGCAUGAACGGGGGAGGGCCAGAGAGAGGGAGACACAGAAUCUGAAACAGGCUCCAGGCUCUGAGCUGUCAGCACAGAGCCCAACGCGGGGCUCGAACUCACGGACCGCGAGAUCAUGACCUGAGCCGAAGUCAGCCGCUUAACCGACUGAGCCACCCAGGCGCCCCUCCAUGACACUUUUUGAGAGUCCCAGCCCUCUGGCUUCUAGAAUGCCCUUUAUUCUGGGUUUGAUUGUUUCCUUAACCCAAUUUAUGCGCUCAUUCGUGGCUCACCUGCCUCUGUGCCAGUGACUCCUGACUACCUCCAGCCUCACGUUUUCUUCCCAAGUUCUGCCCUUCAUGUCCAAUCCCUGCUGUGUGUCUCUAUCUCUGUAUAGCGUGCCACUGCAGAUGGAAAGGGCAAAUCUCUUCAGUUCCACAUCCCCACCCCUCACCCGAUUAUAACAUUUAUGGGGCUCUGAGAAAGUAUUAGGUAUAUACUGCACACUGUACAUGUACCAUCUGACUCUAUUCUCACAGCAGCUCCUUGAGGAGGUAAUACUGUGCCCACUUACAGCUAAGGAAACGAAGAUAGGGGCUAAGUAGGUUGUAAGUAGUAGCUUUGAGAUCCAAAUUCAGUCUAUACCUCCAGAUGCCCUGUUCCUAGCUGCUGCACCAUCUCCCUUGCUAGUCACUGUGUGGACACCAGUUUCCUCCCUAACUAAUUCCAGGUAUACUGGCACCAUGUGCCAGAGCUGUGCCAAAUGCUUUAGAAUAAGUGCAUGGGCAGCAACCCCAUGACCUAAUUAUUCUUAUGCCCAUUUUGUAGAGGAAGAGACAAGCUCAGGGAACUAAGUAAUGAUGAGGGAGAGUGGGAUUUGAAUUCAUCUCACUGAGGGACACCUGGGUGGCUCAGUUGGUUGAGCAUCCUACUCUUGAUUUUGGCUCAGGUCAUAAUCCCAGGGCCGUGGAAUCUGUGUUGGGCUCUGCUGAGCAUGGAGCCUACUUAAAAUUCUCUUUCCCCCUCUGUCCCUCUCCCCCACUCACACACUCUCUCUAAAAGAAGAAAAGAAAAAAGGUUUGAAUUCAUCUCACUCAAUCCUAGGCCCCUAAUGUACUGAGGCUAUUUCUAUAAAGUGUCACACCUGUCUUCCUUCUGAUGCCACCUGCUAAGAUCAAGCCUCACUUAGCAUUCAUCUGGGGUUCAUCUUCCCAUCCUCGUCUUCCCCAAUUGCCCCCUUCCUAACACUCAGCUUGGCCAAAGGAACUGUUCUAAGCCAACGUUGAUUAUAUCACAAUUCCUGCUCAAAGCCCCCACCCCCAGCCCCAUCACCCAUCGUUAAGCUUCAACUUUGUGGCCUGACAUUCAAGUGCCCCCACCCUGGUGCCAGUCUUAUCUGUCCCUUCCCCUACAUGUACUGUAUGCUCCAGCCAAACUAGACUCUUUGUUCUUCCUGACGUGUCCUGUUCUUAUGGCCUUCCCUCCACUUAAAAUGCCCCCUCAAACUCUGAGUAUGAAAAAUCCCACCCAUUACAAAGACCAUGCUCAAAUUUGACUGCCUGCAUGUAGCUUUCCUUGAUUUCUAAUUUAGAGACGAUUCUUUACUUCUCUGGGUUCAUGGCAUUUUGUAUGUAAAUGUCCAUUAUUGGGCUGUUUGGUUUGAAUCCAAUCAAUUGUACUAGUAUGUCAUUAUCAGGAAUGUUUUUCUUAAAACAUUUUUUUUUUCAUUACACAAGUAAUGCAAAUGCAAUGCCCCAAUCUAGGAAGAAAUCAGAAAACAACAAUCCCCCAGGGAGCCUGGGUGGCUCAGUCAGUUAAGCCUCUGACUCCAGCUCAGGUCAUGAUCUCACAGUCCGUGGGUUUGAGCCCCUCAUCAGGCUCUGUGCUGACAGCUCAGAGCCUUGGAGCCCGCUUCAGAUUCUGUGUCUCCCUCUCUCUCUCUGCCCCUUCCUAGCUCACACCCUUUCUCUCUCUCCUUCAAAAAUAAACAUUAAAAAAAAAUUAAAAAAACAAAACAAUCCCCCAAAGUCUUGUCAUCUUAGUAAAACUUCUGUAAACUUUGUAAUGUAUUUUAUUCUUUUGUAUUUCAUAAUUUUUACAUUAUUCUAAUAAUAGUAUGUUAUUUCUAUUAAGUAUUGAAAUUUAACUUCUUCACGUGGAUUUGAAAGUUGGGCUAUACUAUAGGAAUUUGAAUUUUUAGAAGGGAAAAAAAGCUUCUACCAAUGUUACUCUUCUAUUCCACCAACUGUUAGAACCGUUAAUACCAGCAAAGACUGAGUUUUAGAAUUUUAACUGCCUCCUCAAGAAAGAUGACUAAUGGGAGCACCAGUAGCCUCUGUUUAGGGGACGGGGGAACAAUAUCAGGGGCCUGAUUAACUUAGUGCUGGUUGUGGGAGAGAUUUUACUUUCUCUUUUAUAUACUUCUGCCUUGUUGUACUUUUUUUAUACCAAGCAUGAAUUACUUUUAUAAUCAAAAAUAAAAUAAUUCACAUUUCUCAAAUGAGAACUCCUGACCAUCAGCUUUCUACUUCCUUAGUUAAAAUAAACAAAACCUCCAAUACAAGGACUGAUGUAAUCCCCACUUCUAGAAAAGCCUAGAAAGAAGUGCAGCCCUUGUCUGGUCUAUCAUUUG